AUGGAAAAACGAUAUAAUUGUAAUUAUAAUGUGGCUUCUUUCUCUUUACAACAACAACAACAACAACAACAACAACAACAACAGAUAGCAACAAUAACAACAACAACAACAGCAACAACAAUAACAACAAUAACAACAACAACAACAGUAACAACAACUGUUUAUAAGCAUCAACAACAACUAUGA
Molecule: messenger RNA, 186 nt
Organism: Loa loa (African eye worm)
Lineage: Eukaryota; Metazoa; Nematoda; Chromadorea; Rhabditida; Onchocercidae
Exons: 1
Coding region: 1-186 (61 amino acids)
Source: RefSeq, a predicted model, not a curated record